CUGCGGUUGUUUUAACUUUGUGUCUGUAUUGACUUUUUUUUUACUUUACAUCCUCUCUUAGCUGUUGACCAGUGUUGCGUUUUCCGAAACACUUCCUGUUUCAGCUUCCAGCUUUUGAAUAUUCAUAUUAUUGUUAGAGGUGUAUAUCUAUUAAUGUAUAUUUACAUGCUUACAACAGGAGGGUUUUUUCCUUCCAUUUGAAGAAAAGAUUGCACUUUGGGAUUUUCCUUGAUUGAAGCUAUUAUCUGCUAAGAAUUAGAACACAUUAGAAGGGUUGCCCAAGUGCUGGAGCACCAUUUUUAACCCUUUUUCCCUUAGCAGUCCCCCACUGAUGAGUUUCUGUUCAAGAAAAAAAAAUUGGAGAGAAGUACGUGUCACCUGGUAAUUGUCUACACUUUGACUGUUAUAUAGGAGCUGCAAGAGGGCUGUGUGGAGAAAUACCACCCAUUCAGCAAGUCAGCUCACCUCUGUAAACCCUAUGGAAAUGCCUUUCAUGUGGAUCAUGCCCAUAAGCUGUCUUUUUUCCUAAUUUUAAGAGCUCUGAGUUUGAGGGGACGGUUACUGUGAAACGGAGGAUAAUAACGAUAGCAGAAAGGCCAGCACACAGGCAGUCCCUUGGAGAGUUCACCACUUAUGUAUUGUUGCAGUGCGCAAGAAAGUAAAAUGGACUACAAGCGGCGCUUUUUGCUAGGCGGGUCCAAGCAAAAAGUGCAGCAGCACCAGCAGUACCAGAUGCCCGAGCUGGGCCGGACCCUGAGCGCCCCACUGGGCCCCUCUUGCUCUGCGCCCACCUCCAUGGGCGCCAGCGGCGGCUCGCCAGGGAGCUGCAGCCACCCGCCUGCCCAAAGCCCCACCACCGCCAUCGCUGACAUCCAGCAGGGCAUCUCCAAGUACCUGGACGCACUCAACGUGUUCUGCCGAGCCAGCGCGUUCCUCACCGACCUCUUCAGCAGCGUGUUCAGGAACUCCCACUACUCCAAAGCAGCUAUGCAACUGAAGGACGUGCAGGAACACGUCAUGGAGGCGGCCAGCCGGCUAACUGCAGCAAUAAAGCCCGAGAUCGCCAAGAUGUUGAUGGAGCUUAGUGCCGGCGCUGCCAACUUCAAAGACCAGAAUGACUUCAGCCUGCAGGACGUUGAGGUGCUGGGCCGCUGCUUCCUGACGGUGGUGCAGGUGCACUUCCAGUUCCUGUCGCAGGCCCUACAGAAGGUGCAGCCUGUGGCGCAGUCCUGCCUGGCGGAGACUCUGGCCCAGACCCAGGAGCGCUGCAGCUCCGCCCCACCUCAGAGCUCUGCAGCUGCACCCCUGACGGAGCUGGAGGAGGCCACCAGGUCAUGGAGAGGGGCAACUGAGGCCACGUCGCGGCUGAGGGAGAGAGGGAGGGAUGGCUGCCUGGCGGGGAUCGAAGUCCAGCAGCUCUUCUGCUCUCACAACACCUCCAUCCCUGAGCACCAGCUGAAGGAGCUCAACAUGAAGCUUGAUAAUGCUUUACAGGCUUAUAAAGUAGCUUUGGAGAGUCUGGGCCACAGUGAGUAUGCACUGAAGGCUGGUUUUCACCUCAAUCCCAAAGCUGUUGAAGCAUCUUUACAGGGCUGCUGCAGCGAGGCAGAGGCCCAGCAGGCUGGGAGGAUGCAGACCCCCUCACAGCCCAUCCAGUGCGAGCUGCCCACCAUCCCCCUGCAGAUCGGCUCCCACUUCCUCAAAGGCGUCUCCCUUAAUGAGUCUGCAGCCGACAACCUCAAACUGAAAACGCACACUAUGCUACAGCUUCUUAAAGAGGCAGCAGAACAGAACGGGGUGGCCUCCCGGGAGGACUCCCCAGUCACGGAGGUCCUCAACCAGGUGUGUCCCUCCAGCUGGAGAGGGGCGUGCAAGACAGCGGUGCAGUUGCUGUUCGGCCAGGCAGGGCUGGUGGUGGUCGACACUGCUCAGAUUGAGAACAAGGAGGCCUAUGCUCCGCAGAUUACCCUUGAGGGAUCCAGAAUUGUGGUUCAGGUCCCCUCUACAUGGUGCCUGAAAGAGGACCCAGCCACCAUGUCUCUGAUGCAGCGCAGUCUGGAUCCAGAGAAGACACUGGGCCUAGUAGAUGUACUCUAUACUUCUGUUUUUGACCUCAGUAGGUGGAAGGAACACAGAGAGCAGGCCCUGCCCACCAUUCAGGUGCAGCUGCAGCGUGACAGCUCAGACUACAGCACGCAGGUGGACCUUUCUCCUGGGACUGGCUCCAAGUCCUCCAGUGGGCUGCCCAAGACCAUCUCCAAGCUCACCUCCAAGUUCACAAAGAAGGCCUCCUCCAGCAGUGGCAGCGGGGGCAGCUACUCCAUCCCUAGCACCCCCUCCCGCAGCAUCUUCACUGGCAGCAGUUCAGAGGACAAGGCCAAGCCGCUGAGUGGUGCCGACAGCAGGCUGCAGGGCCUCCUCCACACAAGCAGCUCUCCCUGCACUCCCGACUCCGGACAGUCCCCGCAGGGCACGGCUGCCCAGCUGGCUAACGGAUGCCCGGCAGACGACAAGGGCAUGAACCUGCCCACAGAUCAGGAGAUGCAGGAUGUCAUCGACUUUCUCUCAGGUUUCAACAUGGGCAAGUCCCAGCAAGCCUCUCCCCUGGUGAAGAGGAGGAAUUCUGUGGCCUCCACCAGUGUGGCUGAGCUGAAACCUCCCACAGGAGCGGGAGCGCCUCCACCUUCACAGGCUUUGUCCCACAAUGCCCUGCAGCCGCCACCCCAGGUCCUGUCGCAACAGCAGCAGCAGCAGCAGCAGCAGCAACAACAACAACAGCAGCAGCAACAGCAACAGCAGCAGCAGCUCCCGGGCCAGAAACAGCCGCAGCAGCAUCCCUCCCAGCAGGCAUUGCAGUACUAUCAGCACCUCUUGCAACCUAUUGGUCAGCCACAGCAGGCCUCUGCACAGCACCCUUCCCAGCAGCCUCCACCUCAGCAGCAACGAGGGCCAGCCAAGUGGCCAAGUACUUCUGCCCCGCACCCCCCACAGGCCCCUCCUCCUUCAGGGCUUUCUCCGAUUGGGCAGAUGGGACAGUGGGGUGCUCCAGGCCUCCCUGACCUUAGCUCAGACCUGUACAGCCUGGGCCUGGUGAGCACCUACAUGGACAGCAUGAUGUCAGAGAUGCUGGGGCACAAGUCGCAUGGACCCCGCAACAACACCUGGCCAAACCGGGACCAGAAUGAAGGAGUCUUUGGAGGCCUGGGAGACGUUCUGCCAUUUGACCCUGCUGUUGGCUCUGACCCUGAAUUUGCCCGGUACGUGGCUGGGGUGAGCCAGGCGAUGCAGCAGAAACGGCAAGCGCAGCAUGUCCGUCACCCUAGCAACGCCCGCAGCAACUGGCCAAUAUCUGACGAGGCUCAUAGGACCUGGCCCCACCCGGAGUACUACACUGAAGGGGAUGCUAUGAGCAGCAGCUGGUCGGCCAAUCAGGGGGACUCGGCCAGCUCCAGCGAUGAAACCUCUUCAGCCAAUGGGGACAGCCUGUUCUCUAUGUUCUCAGGACCUGACCUCGUAGCAGCUGUCAAACAGCGAAGAAAACACAGCUGUGGUGAGCAGGAAGCUUUCACUCUGCCCUCCCCACCACUCCAUCACUCUGGGGAUGACAGCAGUCAGGACAGUAAGAUGAAAACAUGGCCUCCAAAGGCCCCCUGGCAGCACUCCUCUCCUCACACCAACACCCUGCCCAACGUGAGCUCUUCUCUGUACCAGAUGGCUAUUCCCCCCUCCAGCCAGUGGGCCGACUCGAUGCAGAUGCUGCAGUCACAGGUGUGGUCGACAGCCAGCGAUUGCUCGCCCUCGACAGGGAUCUCCUCUGGCUUCCCAUACUCCCAGCAGCCACAGCAGCAGCAGCAACAGCAGCAGCCCACACAGCAGAAGGCCACAGUGCAACAGCAACAAGCUUCCCAGCACAAAGCCAUCAACAAGGGCUUCAAAUCCUUCCCACUGAAACACGAGCACAGGCCCUCCUACCUGCACCAGUACUGAAUCUGAGCUACGCUGACUGAGCCAAACAUGUAGGUAUUCUUCUAGUAAGUCAGCGUUAGGCAUUGAAGAUUCAGCACCGUGAAACAGCUGGGCAGUGUGAGAUGUGUAUAUAGGCCUGUUGGAUACUCGUAGUUAAGUAUUUACUAUCGAGCAACUCAUGACCAUUAGAUGUCAUUUGCUCCAUUCUUGAAUCCAAAAUGUAUGAAAUGAACAGGAAGGUCUUACUAUGUGUUUUUAGACAAACUGAAGUGUACACAGCAGCACUAACAUUUUAUACCUAUUUUUCAGUACUUUUCUAAGCUGUCGUGCUGGCUGAGCUGAGUGCAUGAUGGCAGCUAGUUGUGUCUUUGUCCAGUUAAUGUAUAUGCUUUAUUUCCUGAGCAUCUGGUAGCCUGUGGAAUGCACAUCAUGCAGUGGAGUACAAGCACUUGUCCAUUUUGCUACUGCAACUGAAUACAGUAUAUGUACUAAUGAGGAUGGUAGGAGCUCUCCAGUGAGACUCCUUUGUUCAUCCUGGAUUAUACUGUGUGGCUAAAAAGCUGUAACUGCCAAAUCUCAUGCAAGAUAAACCAGACAACAGUUCUCAUCUACUGUUCCAUAGCUUGUAAAUUACUCAAACAGAAAUAUAAAUUAUUUACUUCCAGUUUUUUUCAAUAGGCUUUGAGCUGGCUCAGCAGAUAUAUAAUAAUCCUUACAGAGGUGUAAUUUGAAAGAUACGCACUACUUUUUGAGCAACUGACAUAGCUAUAGAGUAAAUGUAAUAGCAACUAUGUGCCAUGUUAAUAGUAACAACACUUGUAGAAUAUGAUUUUUUUUCCAACCAAAGCAUUGUGUAGAAGAUGAAUGGUGCUUCAGAGUAGAAGAAUGAGUUAUGAUGAUAACAAUUAUUAUAAUCAAUAAUAAAUUAUAUUUA
Megalops cyprinoides (Indo-Pacific tarpon) is the source of this 4900-nucleotide messenger RNA. RefSeq names its product granule associated Rac and RHOG effector protein 1-like. Gene Ontology annotation, biological process: Rac protein signal transduction. The transcript is spliced from 13 exons. The record is from RefSeq and is a predicted model, not a curated record. NCBI's taxonomy places the organism in Eukaryota, Metazoa, Chordata, Actinopteri, Elopiformes, Megalopidae. Gene Ontology annotation, molecular function: CCR4-NOT complex binding. Bases 634 to 3987 code for a protein of 1117 amino acids.